UCUUCAGAAUUGAACCUUAUUCUCCAGGGAAGUCAGGUUGCUCACUAGGCUGAGCUUGCUGGAACGCUCCCAGCUUAAGAAACUCUUGUGCGACCUUAACUCCAUACAUCUUAGCAUGAUUCAACUGUGGGGAGAGGAAGACAUCUGCCAUCGUAACUUCAUUCCCGAUACAAUAAAGGCCAGGAUCAUCUCCAAGCUUGUCAUCUACAGCUUGGAGGCCCUUUCUGAUGAAAUAUUGUGGCCAUGGAGGAAUGUCCUUUACUCCCAUUUCUUUGAGUUUAUUCAACGUCCCAACACCCUGGAACGGCUGAAUCGAAGAAUUUAUGUAUUCACAGAUCUCUUGAGUCUUUAUGUACUGAGCCAAAUGGCUUAA
Moneuplotes crassus is the source of this 373-nucleotide messenger RNA. NCBI's taxonomy places the organism in Eukaryota, Ciliophora, Spirotrichea, Euplotida, Euplotidae. The record is from the annotation of a GenBank genome assembly.